Molecule: messenger RNA, 3767 nt
Organism: Paraphaeosphaeria sporulosa
Lineage: Eukaryota; Fungi; Ascomycota; Dothideomycetes; Pleosporales; Didymosphaeriaceae
Product: GPI inositol-deacylase-like protein
Exons: 3
Coding region: 207-3311 (1034 amino acids)
Biological process (GO): GPI anchor metabolic process; endoplasmic reticulum to Golgi vesicle-mediated transport
Cellular component (GO): endoplasmic reticulum
Molecular function (GO): phosphatidylinositol deacylase activity
Source: RefSeq, a predicted model, not a curated record
GGAACAUACCCUGCCACUCACGUUUCCGCAUCCGCUAGAGCAUGGCCACCGCUGAUUCACCAACGGGACGGCUAUAGAACAGGAUACGACCGCUCAGGCGCAUACGCGACUGUGCCAUAUAGGCAUUGGCAGAAGCAGCAACUCGUCCCCACAACGCUUCUAGGUCGACCGUACGGCACCCGCCGAAUGCAAAUAUAGCGCCGACAAUGAGCUCGCUAGCGAAGGACAUCACACAAGACAGCAUGGUGGAACAUCGGGAUGACAAACAGCGAGUCAGCCGGAGGAGUUCAUGGGCAUGCUCGCGGUAUACAAUUGUUGCCACCCUGUUAGGCCUGGGGGCGCUGGCUCUCAUGGCGCAGUCUUUCCUCACCAGGCAAAUGGACACCAAGGGGUGCGUUAUGUCCUACAUGCGGCCAGCCUACCUCAAGUUUGACGAUUUCGAUACGGAGCACACAAGAUUCGCAAACAAGUACGCCCUCUAUCUGUACCGCGAAGGUGGCAUCGAUGAGGAUUCCAGGGUCAAAGGCGUGCCCGUUCUCUUCAUUCCGGGUAACGCUGGAAGUCACAAACAGGUUCGAUCGUACGCCUCCGAAGCAGCGUACCACUACCACAACUCCAUUCGCCACGAGACCGGAGGAAAUAGAGCAAGCAGAAGGCCCCUAGACUUCUUCGCUGUGGACUUCAAUGAAGAUUUUACUGCGUUUCACGGACAAACGUUGCUGGACCAGGCUGAAUACCUCAAUGAUGCUAUAGCGUUCAUCUUAUCUUUGUAUCAUACGCCAUCACGAUCUUUGAGAGAUCCGACUUUGCCGGACCCAACAUCGAUCCUCAUAGUUGGCCACUCCAUGGGUGGUGUAGUCGCUCGAACGAUGCUCACCAUGCCGAACUAUCAAUCCAAUUCUAUCAAUACCAUCGUCACACUUGCCGCACCUCAUGCCAGGCCUCCAGUCUCUUUCGACGGAGACAUUGUGCGUACAUACGACGGAAUCAACAACUACUGGCGACGCGCCUACUCCCAAGAAAUGCCGGCCAACAAUCCUCUUCAGCACGUUACGCUGAUUUCCAUCGCCGGUGGAGGCUUGGACACAAUAGUGUCUUCCGACUACUCAAGCCUUGCUUCUCUCGUGCCCGAGACACACGGCUUCACUGUGUUUACAUCCUCCAUUCCGAAUGCGUGGACUGGAGCGGACCAUUUGGCCAUUACAUGGUGCGAUCAAGUGCGGAAAAGCGUGGUGCGCGCGCUCUACGAUGUCAUUGAUGUAGCGAAACCUACUCAGACGAUUCCACGCGCAGAUCGCAUGCGGGCUUUCAAGAGGUGGUUCUUGACAGGACUCGAGGACAAUGUCGAGAAGGUUUUGCUACGUGGAGAACCAGAGACGCUGUUGACCGUCGAACAAGCAAGCGCUGGCGUAGCUUCGGGCGAAAGAUUCGUGCUGAGGACGUUGGGUCAGUUUGGGCCAGGACCGAAACCCUACAUUCUCCCUAUACCAGAAGGGCUACCCCAUGACAGCAGGUUCACCCUUCUUACGAGUGAAAAAUUGGACACCGCUGGGCAAGCCGGCAGACUUGAGGUUCUCUUUUGCAACGUAUUUCACGCUCAGACUGGACAGUCCACGAGUCAAUUUCAGGUGAACACAGAUCUGUCUAGUGACAGCUCUGUCCCUACCAGACUGGCCUGUAAAAAUGUCGCAUCUGAUACUGCCAUUCUUCCUGCGUCUACGAUACAUUCCACGCAUCCGUUCAAGAACGACCAACAACCCUUUUCGUAUCUACAAUACAAGGCGGGAGAUCUUUCGGGACACCAGUUCAUCGUCGUCAUCGACAGAGCCAAACAACACAGCUAUGGCUGGGUCAUUGCCGAGUUUAGCACCGAAGCUCAGUCAAUGUACCAGGCAAAUGUAAGCCUACGGCGCCUUUUAGUCACAGGCUUGAGCCUUCACCUACCCUCGCACCGGCCAUUGAUCACGGAAGUGAAGGUACCAGCGCUACAUUCAAGCCUCCUUGCAUACAACCUUCACAUUGAGCAGGUACAGUGCGCCGAUGGAGAACUAUUCGUGCCACUUGUCCGACAGUACAUCACCGAAGUUUACGAGAGCAAAUACUUCGUGAACGUCAAAGACGCAGACAUUAAUCUUCACGGAGUUGCACCGUACAUGCCACGUCCCCUGUUCGCAAAACAGACUACCAAUGGUCUCUCUUUCCAGGUCUGGAGCGAUCCCACCUGCGACAGCGGAAUGGACAUCACAUUAAGAGUUGAUCUCCUGGGUAGUCUGGGAAAACUUUGGAUGCGCUACCGAAUCGUUUUCGCAGCUUUCCCGUUGCUUGUCGUCGCAAUAGUGCUUCGACAUCAGUUUAUGACGUACGACGAGACUGGUGUGUUCGUCAGCUUCACCGAAGGCAUGAAUGAAUGUGUGCGAACCUCGCUUCCUAUGACCUUGAGCGCCUUAACGCUUCUGGCCAUCUCACUGGCAGGAGCCCGCAACCAAGUUGCUGGUUCAACUCACGAUGCUAGCCACCUUAGAGACACGAGCCACGAGCUACUGUUGGGUACGCAAGACACCUUUUUCUGGUUCCUAGUCCCGCUGUUUGGCUUCAUGUGUGUCGCUGUCUGUGUUGUCGUCAACUAUGUCGCACUGGGUCUCGUUACGAUUCUGGCGCUUUUGUACUCCCUGUUCCCCUCUGCAUCGACAGUCGACGACCAGACGACAUCUGCUACAUUCGCCGUAUCUUCGACGAGACAGCGCGUUAUCACGACCUCCAUCCUAUUGUUACUAGUAUCGACAGUCAUACCUUACCACUUCGCAUAUGUAGUGCUAUGCCUUGUGCAGCUAGCCACUUGUGUACGCAGUAUAAGUCUGACAAGAGAUACGCGUUUGGAUACGAACUACAACUUUUCGAACUACACACACUCCAUCUUCAUCCUCAUGCUAUGGAUCUUGCCUAUCAACCUCCCAGUGCUCGUGGUGUGGAUUCGCAACCUCACGAUUCAUUGGUUAACCCCAUUCUCGUCGCACCACAAUAUUCUCUCCAUCAUGCCGUUUAUCCUCCUCGUCGAGACCCUGAGCACAGGCCGCAUGGUCCCACGUGUCCAGUCACGUCUCUCACUCUUGACAAACGCCAUCUUAUUUUCGAUCGCUGCAUACGCGGCGGUUUACGGCGUCACGUACGCUUACGUUCUACAUCACUUGGCGAACAUUUUGUGCGCAUGGCUUGUGGCCAUUCACUUUGAUACCUCUCUACUAUCAGCCAAGCGUAUCGGCAAUAUUCUGGACACCAUAGAUCCGGAUAGUGACCCGAAAAAGCGACCUUGAAAAGCAGAAUCAAUGUUCAACAGAAGGAUCAAGGCCAGCAUCCAUACCAAUACCAAAGCCCGAGCUGACAGUUUCAUGGAGUUAUGCGAAUCAUGUUUGCAAUGCAUACGUUCGUCCAGAAUUACUACAAGCAUUUCAAUGGCGUUAUAUACCCACCCAAACGUACAUUUUGCUUCAGCAAUCCAUUAUUGGCCGUGGUUCAACCCGGCGUCUGCAUUGCGACCGGAGCGUGUUAGGCAGAUCUCUCUCCGAUUGAUUACCUUUAGGCUAUGUCUCCGACUUUUGCAUGAAGCUAGUAAUGCUUUAAUUUUAAUGCGGAGAUCUGACAUGGGCCGGCAUGGUGAUAGAUGGAUGGGUCACUUUUGGCCAGUUCAGAGAGUGGAGGGUGGAAAUGGUGGUUGUGGCAUCAUCGAAGUUUGGAGGCAAUAGUAACUGGGGCCGUCGUAGAUAUCCGGC